Humulus lupulus (European hop) is the source of this 840-nucleotide messenger RNA. RefSeq lists its product as uncharacterized. The transcript is spliced from 2 exons. The record is from RefSeq and is a predicted model, not a curated record. Bases 1 to 840 code for a protein of 279 amino acids. NCBI's taxonomy places the organism in Eukaryota, Viridiplantae, Streptophyta, Magnoliopsida, Rosales, Cannabaceae.
AUGAAACCAGCUGAAACCCAACCUGAUGUACUUAACCAAUUCAUGACUGAAACUAGAGCAUCCAUAAGAAGUUUGGAGACUCAAAUAGGAAGAGUCAGUCGGAAGAAGAAGUUGGAUGAUGAAAAGGUUACUGAAGACCUUAAGGAAGAAGAGGAGACCCUACCUGUAACUAUUGAGCAUCAUGUUAGAGUUCCAUAUCCACAAAGACUUCGCAAGCAUAAUUUGGAUAAGCAGUUUGCAAAGUUUUUAGAGGUGUUCAAGAAGCUACAUAUAAAUAUACCAUUUGUGGAAGCAUUAGAACAGAUGCCAAGCUAUGUAAAGUUUAUGAAGGAGAUUCUCUCUAAUAAGAGAAAGAUGGGUGAUUACGAAAUAGUGGCGUUAACAGAAGAAUGUAGUGCGAUUUUGCAAAGAAAGCUUCCUCAAAAGUUACGAGAUCCUAGGAGUUUUACCAUUCCAUGCACUAUUGGGGAGUUUGAAUGUAAGCAUGCACUUUGUGAUUUGGGGGUGAGUAUUAAUUUAAUGUCGUUGUCGGUAUUCCGUAGGCUUGGUUUUGGGGAAGCUAGGCCAACCACAGUAACAUUACAGCUGGCUGAUAGAUCUGUGAAGCAUCCACGUGGUAUUAUAAAAGAUGUAUUGGUAAAGGUGGAUAAGUUUAUCUUUCCAGCUGAUUUUAUAGUUCUUGAUAUGGAGGAGGAUGAGAAUGUUCCUAUUAUUUUUGGGAGAACAUUUUUAGCAACUGGGCAAGCAUUGAUAGAUGUGCAAAAGGGAGAGUUGAAGAUGAGAGUUCAAGGGGAGGAAGUAGUAUUUAACGUGCUUAAGGCUAUGACUUACAGCAAGUGA